UGAGAAUAUGGACAAGCAUUUAUAUCAGGGAGUUUUAAUUCAAAGCAGCUUACAGGUGUAUGAAUGGCAUCUUUAGGCUACAUAAAACCUUAAACACCAAAGCUGACAUGAGUUUAUACGAGAAUAACUCGAUUGUGCGUCCUGAAUACUUUUUCAUCCUUGGACUUUCAGGUAUACCAAACAGCAGUUACUAUUAUAUUUUCUUAUUUAUUAUAUACUGUAUCACUGUAAUUGGGAACUCUUUAGUUCUUUUAAUUAUAGCUCUUGACCGGAGUCUGCACAGUGCAAAGUACUUGUGUGUGUUUAACUUGGCCUUGGCUGAUUUUGGUGAGACUAAUGCAGUGAUUCCUAACAUGUUGAAGACUUUUCUGUUUGACUCUCAGUACAUCUCUUAUAAUGCUUGUUUGGCCAAUAUGUUUUUUGUGAACUACUUUAUAAAUGUGCAAAGUGCCACUCUUGUUGUCUUGGCAUUUGAUCGUGUCAUUGCAAUUUGCUUGCCGCUAAGAUAUCAUAGCAUAGUAAAUAAUAUUGUCAUGUUAAUCGUAUUUUUUGGAAUAUGGACAUUGAACACUUUAGUUGUGGCUCUUUCAGUGUCUUUGAUGACUAGACUGUCAAUCUGUAAAUCUAAUGUGGUAGAGAGUUAUUAUUGUGACUAUGGACCAGUGUUGAGGUUAGCAUGUAAUGACAGUACAGUUAAUAAGAUAAUAACAAAUGUUAUUGCAGUUAUGUCCCUGGUAGCACCUGUGAUCCUUAUUGUUCUUUCAUAUCUAGGUAUUUUUUUUGCCUUAAGUAAAAUUACGACUUGGGAAGGACGUUUAAAAGCUCUGAAGACCUGUGUUUCUCAUCUUUUGAUAGUUGGAUUAUUCUUUCUUCCUGUAAUAUGCAUUUUUAUUGCUUCAUCUACUAGUACUCUCACUCCCAAUGUCAGGAUCAUUAGCACAUCUCUUUCAUUUACUCUUCCACCAAUGCUAAAUCCUAUCAUUUACGUAUUGAACACAGCUGAAAUUAAAGACACCAUUAGAAAAAAGUUUAAAAAACGGAUAUUUACAUAGUUAAAAGUGUGUGAAUUGUACUCUUUGUGUUUGUAUUCACUCCAAAACAAAGCAAACUGAAAACAGCUAAAUUUUUUAGUAAGUUUGAAUAUAUUUUUAGACAAAAAAAUUAACUUUUAAAUCUUUUAUGAUCACUAAAUGGGUUAAUUCAGAUAAAUGUGAUAACUUUUUUAUAUAACCAUCUGAUGAAACACAAUAAUGAAACAAUAUUUCAGGAUAUAUUUCAAAUUGAAUGUGUAACCCAGGAUUAGCAGGAGAUUGUUUACUUUGCUUUUGUUAUCUUCUCAUUUCUUUUUUUUCCCCUGUGCAUUAAUUUAUGAAAAUAAAUGACCAUUUAUCAUGUU
Messenger RNA from Danio rerio (zebrafish), 1396 nucleotides. NCBI's taxonomy places the organism in Eukaryota, Metazoa, Chordata, Actinopteri, Cypriniformes, Danionidae. The record is from RefSeq and is a predicted model, not a curated record.